This is a messenger RNA of Exaiptasia diaphana, 1673 nucleotides long. RefSeq lists its product as uncharacterized. The transcript is spliced from 6 exons. Bases 141 to 1043 code for a protein of 300 amino acids. The record is from RefSeq and is a predicted model, not a curated record. Lineage: Eukaryota; Metazoa; Cnidaria; Anthozoa; Actiniaria; Aiptasiidae.
AGAACAAGGAACAUCGCGGAAGCUUCGUGUUUGAAAUCUAAAGGUUAAGUCGACGCACAGCAAGCCUCCACUUUAGUGGAAAUAUAAWUCACCAGGAGAGCGGGAUUCUCUAAGGAUGUGGUAUCAUCUCUAAUGAAGGCAUGACGAGAAGCAAGGUCUACCUCUUAAUCAUUUCAAGCCUGGUCCUGAGCGUCGUCUCAGCGAUCAAACACAGGAAACCCAAGCUCCUUAAAAAUGCUAAAUAUAACAUUGGUCCAAUUUCAAAAACGGACAUACCAACUGCAGAACAGAUCCUAGGAAAGCUGUUAGGAAUAACAAAACCCGCAGCAGACCAGCAGGCCUACGCGACAUCACCACAAACGCUACAAUACCCUCCAGGGUCAACACCCCAGGCACGAUCGCCUUAUAAGAUAUUUGGGUCAACGGGUGCCACCCCUCAAACUGAGGACAAUCCUGGUCCCGCGGGGUAUCCACUACCGCCACCCCCUCCCGGAUAUCACUACGGGAGACCGAGAGGGAGGAAACAUCCCCCGCCUGAUGAUGAGUACACAAGAGAUGACGGGCAGGAAGACGAGGAGGAGGAAGAAGAUCAAGACGAUGAUGACCAGCAGCUUCCAACGCUGGAACCAGAUGAAAGCAGAAUAGGGGGGCAUCGUCGAGGGCGUGGCAGAUGCCGACACUUGGGGCGUAACCUUAACCAGCGAAAUUGCCAAGGAUGUAAAUGUAUCUGCUGGAAGGGUAUAAAGCCUCACAUUCAGUGGGUACGAGUACCAGUCUGCUACAGACCAUGUGGCGUGUGUUGUCCCAAGCACGAGGAACAAGGAGCAUGCGCGGCUAUUUGUCAUCCAUGCUGUCAUAGUUGUUGUCAUUGUUGUUGUCACCACCCAUGUUGUCACUGUUGUCAUUGCUGUCACUGUUGUCGUCGAAGUACGACAUUUCGUCCACCUUUAGCUCCACCUAAGGUGAAGAAGUUGAAGAAAAAACAGAAAGUCAAGAAGACUAAGAUAAAGAAGAAGUCAAUCAAGAAGAACAAAAGACCAUAAAGAGCUAUAACCAACGAGCUUCAUACAGAACGAUAUGUACAAUAGUCUAACGUAAAUUUACUGAUUUACGACUGAGGGAAUUCCUUUUUUAUAGGGGGUUCUAUUUUACUAGCCCGCAUUUCAUACAUUCGCGUCACGCCAUUUUACCGAGUUUUAYUUUAAAAACUCAAUAAGUAUAGCUUAUAGGUUUGAUUUCGAGGAUAGCGUGAAGACACUUAACCCGUGAAGUUUGAUCUGACAAUUGUGGUACAAAAAGGAAAAUAAUGAGAAAAAAAUUCAGCGCUAAGAGCAACAUCUAACAUGCUAUAUGCGCUGCUUUUCCUGCUAAAAUAGUCAGUAGAAUUCAAGUAGCAAUGGCUUUUAGAAGAAAACAGCAAAGACAGAUUAUUUGGGAACAGAAACCCAGUUACAAUAAUGCUUUCUUCUUAAAAUGACACAUAGCAAUUCACGAGUUUUGUGACGUCACUCUAUUGUUUAAAUUUAGCCAAUAGAAUCGCAAGGUAACCGUACUGUUAAAUCAUUAAUCUCGAGUUUAAUGUUUAACCUUUAAUCUAAUUAUGAUUCUAAUGUAUAGCGCAAUCUUGUUAAUACAUCGUAAUUAUUAUCAUUAAAAUCAUUUUAUCAUCAUCA